Messenger RNA from Haliotis rubra (blacklip abalone), 413 nucleotides. RefSeq lists its product as uncharacterized. The record is from RefSeq and is a predicted model, not a curated record. Lineage: Eukaryota; Metazoa; Mollusca; Gastropoda; Lepetellida; Haliotidae. The transcript is spliced from 6 exons. The coding region runs from base 6 to 413 and encodes 135 amino acids. Gene Ontology annotation, cellular component: membrane.
GCAGGAUGGUGCCGCUGGCUGCGGGGAUUAUUCUGCUGGUGUUCACGCACUGGGUGACCGCCAAGGACACCACCAGCCCACAUGUCAAUUUCACUAAAGUCAUCCCAGCUGAAUGUUCCACAUGUUUGCCAGUGUUCCACUACACUCAAGAUGAUCCAUGUUGGACUCAAGUGGUUUGCGGCGUUUCCUGGCAUCUUGCAUACAAGCUGGUGUUCUUCGUUCCGCUCAUCGCAGUGUUCAUCUCUAACCUUUUGCUUUACGUGUUCAUAACCCGAGCCUUCAAGCAAGUGUCCAUGAGGAGAGGUUUGUACACCUUCCAUCAGCGUCAGGAGGAGUCGACUGUGAGAAGGAAAGCAAUACUGUACCAGUGUGCCUUCCUGUGUUGCUGGCUACCCACCCUCAUCUUAGGGUGA